This is a messenger RNA of Amoebophrya sp. A120, 1827 nucleotides long. NCBI's taxonomy places the organism in Eukaryota, Dinophyceae, Syndiniales, Amoebophryaceae. The record is from the annotation of a GenBank genome assembly.
AAGCAGAAAAAACAAGGCUUAAGCGUGUUUAUUCUUUGGGUGAUUGUAUUAAAGAAAGAGUAGCAUCAGAACCAUCCUCCGAACAAAGCAUUUGCAAAUAAGAUCAAAAGAUGUCGGUUUUUCUUGGCGGCAAGUGGAAACAGCUGGAAGACGAAAACUUAUCAGAUGAGGAGAAGAGACAGAAUGAUGGUGAAGAGAAGCAUGCUGGAUAAUCUUACUCACCAUGGUAUCGUAGUCGUAUUGUCGUAAAAACGAGCGCGCCAUCGAGCAUAAGCUUACUCACGACGCUAUACUCGUGCUGCAAAUUUUUAGAAGGUCGCUCGCUGCUGGAGAAGGUCUACCUCUUUAAUUGUGCUGCGUUUGUGGUAGACAAAGAUACCCUGUUCGCCUCGAUGCGCCGAAGAAAUUGUAGAUACCAUGCUGCUUACUGUUACUCACCGUGCUGUGGUGGUCUACGGCUGCCUUGCUCAGCAUGCACAUGCUGCAUCACCUUACUCUCUAGCUAGUUUUCUGUUUGUGUUUUGCAGCUACAAGAUUAUAGACAGCAGCGUCCUUGUUCCCUCGCUCAUGUAAAACUAAAAAGAAAACCUAUUACUAGACCAGUUGUUUGCAUCAUUUUGUUCUUCCUCCUCUUCCUUUCCAUACUACCAGCAGCUUUCCCAGCAGCUCCAAGACUCGCUCGACAACAACGAAUUUCUGCGAACGCAACUAACACAGCAGAAGCGGCAAAGCGACAUUCUGGUACAGGAGAAAAACAAAGCGGAGUUUGACGCGCGACAAGCCAAGGAGACAAUCGAGAAGCGGCUCGUGCCAGAGCUGCGGUAUCUGAAGGAGCAGCACAUCCUAAACCUCACCACGGAUCUGGAGCGAAAGGCGAUGGAGGCCGAGGACUAUGCCGUCGAAAACGCGUGGCUGAGAACGAAAAAGGACCUGGGCAACACGAAACUUUCCGUGCUCAAAGACCAAAGGGACGCGCUGGCACGAAAAUUGAAAGUCGCGGAACACAAAGUACUAGAGUUGCUUGUUUGAUGUCCUGUUUAUUCAAUCUUUCAUGUGUGGUUGGUUGUAGUUCUCGUUUUACUUGCAGUUCUUGCAUCAGGCGUAGGAAAAUUAUUUUCCUUCUUCCCAUCGGGUAGAACUACUAGUCCAGUCUCAUGCCCCUGCGCAUCAACAUGGCUCGGGCAUUUAACAUUUUCGCUGAGCGGCCGCGCCACCACUUCGUACUUGAGCAGAAAAUAAAUUCAACAUCACCUGCAACUACUCUCCAAAAGGUUCUGAUGGGUAGCGAGUACAAGAAGGAAGCGCAGGCGAGAAUAUAUAGCUUCGAGACCGAAAAGCGGGCACACGAGUCCACUCUGGCGAAAAAGGAGAUGCUGAUUCGUAGCCUGCAAAGGGAGAAGACAAGGUAGAAAUUUAUUGUUGUUACGCAGGAUGUUAGUGAACUAUCGUUCCUCUGUGAAGUAAAGGUAGAUUAAGAUAGCAAUAGGUUUUAUGAAUGCGGAUGCUAGAAUACCGACCAUCAAUAGUAUUCUUGCACUAAUUUUUUCACGUUCAUGCGACGAAGAUGGCAUAAGAUCUGCCAUAUGUUAUGAUAACAUCCAUGAUUCACACAUCAGCAUGUUCCAAGAGUUAACCAAGCUGCGGGCGCAAACUCCGGCGAACGUGGAGCCUUUGCAGAAGGAAAACGCGAAGCUCCUCCGUGAACUGCGACAGAUGCAGGUAGUACAGCGCCCAAAGAGCGUCGAGGACGUGUAUGGAAGCAGAAACAGCAAUCCCUGGUCAACAGCAGGUGGAGGCGGUACCGGUACAAGCGCAAGCAAAACCUGA